AUGGUGGCAGGGUCUACCUAUAAUUGGGACGAAACAUUUUGCUAUUACUAUUUUUAUCCCAUUGUGACAAUUUUUGGUACUACAACAUAUUUCAUUAGUCGAGUUGUCAAGUUCUUGCUCUUUUCUUUUUAAUUUUUUUUGACAAAUAAAUUUCUAAUUUGUCAGUUCAUAAUAUUUCAGUCAAUUUAAAUCAAAUUUGGGACUAAUCCCUGAUUAUCCAAAAUUCAUUGGCAUGCGUAAACAUUUUCCCCAUAUGAUUGAAAAACUGUUAAAAGUAAUCGCUUAUGAAAAAAAUCUUAUUCUUCUAUUCAAGUUACAUAUCUAAUGCGUUGCACAUUUCGUAUCAAACUCCCACGGCUUAUUGCAAAUUCAAAAUUAUUGAAUCGCCAUCUCAAUUUCUCGACAACCACAGCAAAAGGCUUUCAAAUUUAUAAUUCUCUAACAGAAGAACAUAGUUUAUACAAUUCUUUGUUGAACAUGUGUUUGCAGCAAUGCCAGAUUGUCCAGUCCUGCCAAGUGUUCGAGGAAAUGCCAAAAAGACUCGGUCUUUCUUUAAAGACUGGCAAAAUUGUCCAUGCCCUGAGUUUGAAACUUGGGAUUUCCUCCAAAGGGAAUUUGGGGAAUGCAAUUUUGGACUUGUAUUCAAAAUGUGGCCACAUUGAUUAUGCGGAAAGGGUAUUUUUACGCCUAGAGGAAAGGGAUAAAAUGGCGUGGAAUUCGAUUAUGUUCAUAUAUUCGCGUAACGGGUUCUUGGAAAGUGUUGUGGAGGCUUUUGGGUCCAUGUGGAAUCGAGGGGUCCUGGGGAAUCAGUUCAGCUGUGCAAUUGUUUUAUCUGCUUGUGCAAAGUUGAUGGACUUGAAGUCUGGGAAGCAAGUGCAUUGUGGGGUGGUAAAAAUGGGAUUUGAAGUUGAUGCAUUUUGUGAGGGUUCUUUGAUUGAUAUGUACUCGAAAUGUGGGUACAUUGUUGAUGCUAGGAAGAUAUUUGAUGGGGCUACCGACCACGACACAGUUUCGUUUACUGCCAUGAUCGCGGGGUAUGUUCAAGUUGGUCUGCUUGAGCAGGCAAUGGAAAUGUUUGAGGAGAUGAGAACAGGAGGUCACAUGCCGGAUCAGGUAGCAUUUGUAACCACCAUAAAUGCAUGUGUGAAGCUAGGACGGCUUGAUGACGCGUGCCAUUUGUUUUCUCAAAUGCCCAAUCCAAACAUUGUUGCGUGGAAUGUACUUAUAUCAGGGCAUGCCAAGGGUGGUCAUGAGGGAGAAGCUAUUGGACUUCUCCGAAAUAUGAUCAAAGCUGACUUCAAACCAACACGUUCCACACUAGGAAGUGUUUUGAGUGCUAUUGCAUACUUAGUGAACUAUGAAUAUGGCCUGCAGGUUCAUGGUUUGGCAAUGAAGCUGGGGCUGGAUUCUAAUGUUUAUGUUGGAAGUUCUUUGAUUAGUAUGUAUGCCAAAUGUCAGAAAAUGGAAGCUGCAAAGGAAGUGUUCAAUGGACUGGGAGAGAAAAAUGACGUGCUAUGGAACGCAUUACUUGGCGGUUAUGCACAGAAUGGACAUGCUUGUGAGGUUCUAGAGUUAUUUUUGAAUAUGAGAAUCUGUGGAUUUCAUCCUGAUGAAUAUACCUACACUAGCGCUUUGAGUGCUUGUGCUUGUUUAGGAAAUAUAGAAACAGGGUCCCAGUUACAUUCGGUUAUAAUCAAGAACAAAUUUGAACAAAACUUAUUUGUAGGAAAUGCUCUAGUAGAUAUGUAUGCUAAGUGCGGGGCUCUGGCCAACUCAAGGAAACAAUUUGAGCUAAUCAAAAGUCGAGAUCAUGUUUCUUGGAAUGCAAUCAUUGUUGGAUAUGUGCAGGAAGAAGAAGAGGAAGGAGCUUUUUCUUUGUUCCGUAGAAUGAUGUCAGAGGGGAUUGCACCUGAUGAGGUAUCCUUAGCUAGCACACUCAGUGCUACGGCAAAUUUACAAGAUCUUUAUAAGGGUACACAAGUACACUGUUUUUUGGUAAAAUAUGGUCUAGAAAGAGCUCUUUAUGCUUGCGGCUCGCUAAUUGACUUUUAUUGCAAGUGUGGAAUAAUUGGAUCUGCAAUUAAAGUGUUUUCAUGCAUGACUGAAAGAAGCGUGGCAUGCACAAAUGCUCUGAUUGCUGGUUAUGCUCAAGUAAACUUAGUUGAAGCUGUAAAUAUAUUUCAGAAUAUGCUGGCUGGUGGACUGAGGCCAUCAGAAGUCACUUUCGCCACCCUUUUGGAGUCAUGCAUUGGUGACACUAAUCUGCAUUUCGGAAAGCAAAUUCACUGUUCUAUUUUAAAACUAGGUCUUGCACAUCAUGAUGAAUUUAUAGCCGUCUCUGUCUUGGGCAUGUACAUGAAUGCUCAAAAAAUGACAGAUGCAAACAUUUUUUUCUCCGAGCUUCCUUAUCCAAAGAGCACAAUAAUUUGGACUGCUAUGAUAUCAGGAAGCAUUCAAAAUGACUGUUGUGAGAAUGCAUUAUUUUGGUAUAGUGAAAUGUGUCAUCAUAAUGCGAAGCCAGACCAAGCGACAUUUGCAAGUGUACUUAGAGCAUGCUCUAUGUUAGCUUCUUUGGAGGAUGGCAGGAAAAUGCACUCUUUAAUCUUUCGUACUGCUUAUAAUGAAGAUGAGCUGAUAGGCAGUGCGCUUGUAGAUAUGUAUGCUAAAUGUGGGGAUAUGAGAAGUUCAGCACAUGUUUUUGGCGAAAUGGUUAGCAAGAAAGACGUUAUUUCAUGGAACUCAAUCAUUGUUGGAUAUGCAAAAAAUGGUUAUGCAGAAAAUGCUCUUAAGAUCUUUGAAGAGAUGAAUCAGGCGCAUGUAAAACCCGACGAAGUCACAUUCCUUGGUGUUCUUACUGCAUGUAAUCAUGCAGGAAUGGUAUCCGAAGGUCAAAAAAUAUUUAAUAAUAUGAUUCAUUGUUAUGGGGUUCGUCCACGAAUAGAUCACUGUGCUUGCAUGAUUGACCUUUUUGGGCGUUGGGGUUUUCUCAAAGAAGCAGAGGAGUUCAUUGUCAACCUAGACUUUGAGCCUGAUGCUAUGUUAUGGUCCACAUAUCUUGGUGCAUGCAGAUUGCACGGGGAUGACAGAAGAGGGCUUUAUGCAGCAGAAAGGCUUAUUCAGUUGCAACCACAAAAUUCUUCUCCAUAUGUGCUGCUUUCCAAUAUAUAUGCGGAAUCAGGCAACUGGGAGGGGGUUAAUUCAGUGAGGACAAAAAUGCAAGAAAGAGGAGUUAAAAAGUUUCCUGGAUAUAGUUGGAGGUCAUAAAUCUCGUCCUAAUUCUGGUGAAAUACUCGCACUCUUGAAAAGAUUAAAUGCAUUGAUGAAAGUUGAAGGGUAUUUAGCGAAAUCUGGAUCUUAUAUGCUUGAUGAAGAACAAAUGUAUAUGCUCUCUAGACUAUCAAUUGAUCUUGACAUUAACAGGAAUUGAACCACCCUCUUCAUUAAUUGAUAUAUUCAAGUAUAAAUAUGGUGCUCAUCGAGCAGAAACUCCAGUUCUGUUAAAUUCCAACUAUGGGGCAAGAAGUCAUUAAGGGAUUAUGGAAAACAAACUUAUUUUGAUUUUAGAGUUCAAGGGAGGGAAGGGUGUUGAGACUUUUGCAAAGCCUGAGAUUUUAUGAUGGGUUGCAGAUAGUUUGUAUUGGCUAUUUUACGGAGAUUGACCUUGAAAUGGUAUUUUGCUCAGAUGUCUUAAUUUUCUCUCUCCUUGACAAUAUUGAAGAAACACUAGAAGAGUUAUUAUUCAGAAUCUACUUUGGUUCCUGAAUUGCAGUAAGUUAACAGUUUCGGAAAAGUAAGAAGGAAAAAUUUGAUUGCUUCUCUCUUUUCGUCUAAGCUCAAGUAGACAAGACAAAAUUCCUCCUUGCUACUGAAGAUAUCAGAAAAUAUUAUUCACUCUACAAUGAAGACAGUCCCUUUUAGAUGCGCCCUAGCAACAGAGGUAACAGAGGGGUGCUUUGCAGUGCAAUCAAAACUUCAAGACUGUCGAAAGCAGGGUGUCAUGCUACAUAGCGGAGAUCCUGAACUUACUGCAACUUUCCAAUAUAAAUCCAACAAUGAACCAAAUGGAGUGGCGAGAAAUUAUCCAUGUAGGCGAUCCAUAAUUUGUUGGGAACGCUACUCAACACAAUCCUCAGAACUUUCAGAACUUGAAAAUGGUCUUCACUGUAACAACUUCCAAUGCUUUCCCACCUCUCAGCGACUCUGCCCCAUGCACGCGCCGUUAAUCCACCUGCACCUCUUGUUGCCUCGUGGGCAUCUGUCACUGAAUCAAUCCCUCGUCAUCUCACCUCCAUGACGGUCUUCAUCAUAUCGUAACAUGUGUCAUUUGACAAUUUUUCCUCUCAUCUCUACUUGCAAGGGGAAUAAAAAUAAAAUAA
Olea europaea var. sylvestris is the source of this 4376-nucleotide messenger RNA. Its product is annotated as pentatricopeptide repeat-containing protein At3g09040, mitochondrial. The coding region runs from base 325 to 3264 and encodes 979 amino acids. NCBI's taxonomy places the organism in Eukaryota, Viridiplantae, Streptophyta, Magnoliopsida, Lamiales, Oleaceae. The record is from RefSeq and is a predicted model, not a curated record. The transcript has 2 exons. Gene Ontology annotation, molecular function: RNA binding; protein binding. Gene Ontology annotation, biological process: RNA modification.